AUGGAGAGCUUGCGUAGAAGAACUUCUUAUUUCUCGUCCGAAUCUGAAAGAUAUGAAGCUGAACCUGAAAAGAAUUCUAGAUUUAGCGUUUUCGAUCGAAUUGGAAGGUUGCUAAAGGCUGAAACCAGAGGUGUUCAAAGAGUAGAAGAAGAUGAAAGAACUGACACUUCUUCCUGGGCUGCUGGCUCCAUGUGGUUGGCAGCAAAUUUAGUUGUUGGUACCUUCUCUUUAGGUGCCUUGGGUGUAACUGUUUUCCAACUAGGCUUCUACCAAUGUACUCUAACCAUCGUGUUUUUCAACUUGCUAGGCUGUAUUCCAUUUGCCUUCUUUUCGGUUUUUGGCUCAAGAUUUGGCUUGCGACAGAUGAUGCUAACUGCUUUCCUCGCUGGAAACUAUGGAAUGAGAAUCUUCGCGUGCUUGCAAUGUAUAGCCUGUGUGGGUUGGGGAGCUACCAAUAUUAUGUCCUCAGCUCAAUUGCUACACAUUGUCAAUGGUGGAGCUUUACCACCCUGGGCUGGUUGUUUAAUCAUUGUCGUCAUCACUUUCUUUGUUACGUUUUUUGGCUACACCGCUAUCCAUUACUAUGAGAUGUAUUCAUGGAUCCCCAAUUUCAUAAUCUUUCUCAUCAUAAUCGCUAGAAUGACAAUGUCCAAAAAUUUCACUCCUGGAAUCUGGGAAAGUGGUCCAACCGCUGCAGGAAAUGUUCUCUCUUUUGGUGGAACUGUCUUUGGCUUUGCUGCUGGCUGGACAACCUACUCUGCUGACUACACCACCUACAUGUCCUUAAACACAAACCCAUACAAGAUUUUUUUCUCAACUCUAACCGGCUUAUGGCUUCCAUCUGUCUUUGCAAUGACCCUAGGUGCUGCUUGUGCAACUGGAACACUAUCAAACGAUCAAUGGGCUCAGAUGUAUGAAGACUAUUCUAUCGGUGGUCUUAUCUACUCAGUCCUAGUCACAGAUUCAUUACAUGGUUUUGGCCAAUUCUGCUGCGUUCUAUUAGCCUUGUCAACUGUCUGUAAUAACAUCCCCAACAUGUAUUCCGUUGCUUUAUGUGUUCAAGCUAUUUGGUCUAAGUUCCGUAUAAUCCCAAGAAUUUUUUGGACUCUAUUAGCAAACUUCCUCACCUUGGGCAUUUGUAUCCCUGCUUUUUAUGAAUUCGAAAGUUACAUCCAUAACUUUAUGAACUGUGUCGCUUAUUUCCAAAGUAUCUACAUUUCAAUUACCUUGUCUGAACAUUUCAUCUACAGAAGAGGUUUCAAAGGUUACAAUCCGGAUGAUUACUUGGAUAGCUCAAAACUACCAAUUGGAAUUGCUGGCAUAUGCGGUUUUAUUUUUGGCGUAUUCGGCGUGGCUCUUGGAAUGAAUCAAACUUGGUACUCUGGUGAAGUUGCAAGACUCAUCGGUGAUUAUGGUGGUGAUAUUGGUUUCGAAUUAGCAAUAGCGUUUUCAUUUGUUGGCUUCAACAUUGCUAGACCAUUUGAGAUCAAAUAUUUUGGUCGUUAA
Messenger RNA from Ascoidea rubescens DSM 1968, 1506 nucleotides. Its product is annotated as cytosine permease. The transcript has a single exon. Gene Ontology annotation, molecular function: nucleobase transmembrane transporter activity. The record is from RefSeq and is a predicted model, not a curated record. Gene Ontology annotation, biological process: cytosine transport; transmembrane transport. Lineage: Eukaryota; Fungi; Ascomycota; Saccharomycetes; Ascoideales; Ascoideaceae. The coding region runs from base 1 to 1506 and encodes 501 amino acids. Gene Ontology annotation, cellular component: plasma membrane; fungal-type vacuole membrane.